AUGGCGAUUGCACGUCCCAUUCGCAUGCUGGGUGCAGCAUGUAUUCUACUUACUCUCUUCCUGGUUUUCCAGCUCAACCAGAGCUCGGACAAGCCUUCCUCCAAGUUGGUCCACGGCAUGACCCGGGAUCCCCUACUAGAUCCCACCGGUGAACCCGCCGGGGAAUUAUGGCGCUCCGAGGACCACGACUAUGCCCCCGAUAGCGAGAAGUCCGCUCGCACCAAUGCCGCCCUCAUCUCCCUCGUCCGUAACGAGGAACUCUACGAGCUGAUCAACACCAUGCGCGAUCUCGAGCGCACAUGGAACAGCAAGUUCAACUAUCCCUAUAUCUUCUUCAACGACAAGCCUUUCUCCGAGGAGUUUAAGCAGAAGACCCAGGCCGUCACCAAGGCCAAGAUUCAAUACGAGUUGGUCCCCAAGGAACACUGGGAUAUGCCCAGCUGGAUCAGCGAGGAUCUCUUCCGCGAAUCCGCCAAGAUCCUAGAGGAGGAGAACAUCCAGUACGCCUCCAAGCUUUCUUACCACCAGAUGUGCCGCUGGAACAGCGGCAUGUUCUACAAGCACCCGGCCCUCGAGAAGUACCGCUACUACUGGCGUAUCGAGCCCAAGGUCCAAUUCUUCUGCAAUGUCGACUAUGACGUCUUCCGCUACAUGGAGGAUAACAACAAGACCUACGGUUUCACCAUCAACCUGUACGAUGCCCCGCAGACCAUCAAGACCCUCUGGCCCGAGACCCGCAAGUUCCUGGCAGCGAAUCCCUCAUACCUGAGUAAGAACAACAUGUGGGAGUGGAUUACCGACGACCAGGCCCGUCCCGAGCAUACCGAGGGCGCCAAUGGCUACUCCACCUGCCACUUCUGGUCCAACUUUGAGAUUGGUGACCUGGACUUCUUCCGUGGUGACAAGUACGAGUCCUACUUCCAGCACCUGGAUCGUGCCGGUGGUUUCUUCUACGAGCGCUGGGGCGAUGCGCCAGUCCACUCCUUGGGUGUCGGUCUGUUCGCCGACGCCGCAGAUGUGCACUGGUUCCGUGACAUCGGAUACAACCACAUCCCCUACUACAACUGCCCCAACUCACCCAAGUGUUCCGGCUGCACACCCGGUCAAUUCUACUCUGGCGCAGACUUCCUCGCCAAGGAGGACUGCCGUCCAACGUACUUCAAGUAUGUCGGCACGCACUAA
Messenger RNA from Penicillium cataractarum, 1182 nucleotides. RefSeq names its product glycosyltransferase family 15 protein. The coding region runs from base 1 to 1182 and encodes 393 amino acids. NCBI's taxonomy places the organism in Eukaryota, Fungi, Ascomycota, Eurotiomycetes, Eurotiales, Aspergillaceae. Gene Ontology annotation, cellular component: Golgi apparatus; membrane. Gene Ontology annotation, biological process: protein O-linked glycosylation; protein N-linked glycosylation; cell wall mannoprotein biosynthetic process. Gene Ontology annotation, molecular function: alpha-1,2-mannosyltransferase activity. The record is from RefSeq and is a predicted model, not a curated record. The transcript is spliced from 4 exons.